AUGUCCAUAUCAGUCAAAUUGUACUACGGAGUAGAAUCACCCACCGCUUCCAUACUGCACGUAUCGAUAGCCUCGGCCCAUGACAUCAACCCCUCCGACUCCGAAGGUCCCCAAUUCGCGCUUCCCAUGAGACCAACAGCAUGGCUCGCCCAAAGCAAAGCCAUUGCGACCAUGGCUCUUUCCCAGUCUUCUAUUCAAGCCUUGAAUCGCCUUCGAACAUAUACCCCUCCACCAACGCAAUGGUACAACUGUCCGCUCACACGGCGCGCUGCUGUCCUGAUACUCCUCUUCCCCGACCGACAUGGCGACCUCAAAGUUGUUCUCACAAUGCGAAGUGCACAGAUGAGGAACUACGCAGGUCAAGCUGCACUGCCUGGAGGCAAAGCAGAUACCCUGCAAGAAAGCCCUUGGGACACCGCCCGCCGCGAAGCCUACGAGGAGAUUGGUCUUCCCAUGAGCGACGACAAGCUCCGUGGCUUCAGCGUAGAACACCUCUGCGAACUACCCACCAACCUCGCCAAAACAGAACUCGGCGUGCGGCCCUGUGUCGCAUUCUUGCGACCAUCCAACCUACCAUCCGACAAUAGCACACCUACGUCGCAAGCAGAUGACGUAUCCGUCGAAGAACGAUUGAUACCCCGUCUCGACCCCAAAGAAGUAGCCGCAGUCUUUACCGCACCUUUCCACAACUUUCUAUGUAAAAAAUGGGAGGGCGACGGGCCCGGGCCUGUACAGAAGAACGGGAAGCCUGAGAAAUGGUACAGGGGUGCUUGGACGGAUUGGCAUGAGUCUCGAUGGCGAAUGCACAAUUUCUACAUACCGCGGCCUCCACCUUUACCUACUUCCAUACUCCGAAACCCAGCCAAAUCUGCACAAACUUUGACUUCAUACUCCUCGACGGACAAGGCACAUCCGGAAGGCGAUGACCCCCGACCUGAACCUAGCGCCCUAGACGAUCUCACAGCGUUCAGGGUGUUUGGCAUGACAGCGCGAAUUCUAGUCGAUGCGGCAAGGGUAGCGUAUGGUGAAGAACCACAGUUUGAGCAUAACAGUCACCAUGGAGAUGAGGAUAUGAUUGGGAGGCUGUUGAAGAUGGGUCGGUUGAGUGAGAAGGGGCAGAAGGGGGAAGAGUUGACCAAGGAGGUUUUGACACAGGCUAGCAAGAUGUGA
This is a messenger RNA of Plenodomus lingam JN3, 1170 nucleotides long. RefSeq lists its product as uncharacterized. Gene Ontology annotation, biological process: coenzyme A catabolic process. NCBI's taxonomy places the organism in Eukaryota, Fungi, Ascomycota, Dothideomycetes, Pleosporales, Leptosphaeriaceae. The record is from RefSeq and is a predicted model, not a curated record. Gene Ontology annotation, molecular function: coenzyme A diphosphatase activity.